Molecule: messenger RNA, 1020 nt
Organism: Aspergillus homomorphus CBS 101889
Lineage: Eukaryota; Fungi; Ascomycota; Eurotiomycetes; Eurotiales; Aspergillaceae
Product: GFA family protein
Exons: 6
Coding region: 268-648 (126 amino acids)
Molecular function (GO): carbon-sulfur lyase activity
Source: RefSeq, a predicted model, not a curated record
UGUCGCGUCUCAGAUCACAGAGGCAACCGUGCUUAGAAUUGUGAAUUUGUGAUCUGUGGAAAAGUGGUACACCGGACUUAUAAAUCCUCGUCAGGAAAAUGAGCCGAUGUUUGGCAGAGGGUGGCCCCCACCAACAAAACAAGCUGUCACACAGGAUAGCUGAGAUAACUUGCCGUAGAUGGGCCUAUAAAGUCUUCCGGCUCUCUCCACUUCUCUAGAAGGCUCCUUAAUCGACCCGGAUUUGCAUCAGCUCCCGAACUCGUCAAGAUGGCUUACACCGGUCAGUGCAAUUGUGCGAGCGUGCGCAUCACCUUGCCCCAACAACCUGCCAACUCGGUGCUAUGCCAUUGCUCUAACUGCAAAAAAGCCGGCGGAGGACUCUUCUCGGUCAAUUAUUUCGUCGACGAGAAUGACAUGGUCAUCGAGGAUAGCAACGGCGUAAAGAAAGUCUACCAGGAUCCCAAUACUCGGUCCGGAAACAAGAUUUCGCGUCAUUUCUGCUCCAACUGUGGAAGUCCGUUGUUUACCCUCACUCCUGGAAACCCAGGCAAGGCAUUCUUGAAGGCACCGUUGUUCGAGAAAAUCGCUCCUCCGAGUAUGGCUGUGUUUGAGGAGAAACAGGAGGAUUGGGCCAAGGUUCACUUGUGAUACUGAAAUUGUAGAAUUGGAAUCUGGCGUUAUGAUGCAGGGAAUUGAAAUUAUCAUCACGAGACUCGUAGAGUGCUGUACCAUGGAUGGCGGUGAUAAGAGGGCAAAUGCCAGCCAGAUAAGGGCGAACCGGCCCUUGAAAACGCGGGGAUCCGGAGGGUGACACAUCAUCCCCCCUGCCACCGCAUUCGCCAACUCGCUCCGACCGGCCUCAAAGCGUGUCGUGGCCAAACAAUGCAUCAUCCAAUGCAUCGCCCUGUCACUCUCUCCUCCCUUGGUACGCGAUCACCAUGUCGAAGACGACCCCAUCACGGUGGCAGGUCGUGAGGAGAAUACCCCAGCUGAAACGGCGGUCAACACUGGCGAAAGCCG